CUCGCCCUUCACACUCAUGGCGUUGUCGCUGCUCCCGCCCCUUCUGCUGCUUCUGGCCUCGGCGGUGCCUGCACCAGGAGGUUUUCCCAGGCCCGUCAUGGCCCUGAGCUGCCCCGCCGACAUAUACGUCACACCAUUAAGUGAAUCGAAAACGAUUAAAACUGAAAUUGUGAUGGGAAGCUACGAGGACAUAUAUUUGUUUGUGAACCCCGAGCAAGGCUUUCGGGGUAUCAAUCUAGAGGAAGGAGAUUCUCAUCGCCAACUCGCAUGGUUCCCGCUGAGCGACUGCCUUCCUCAGGGGUCGUGGUGGUACUUCCUGUUGGAGGUGAAGAGGUAUAAGUUCUCAGAUGGGAAGGAGCAGUUUGAUUUUCAGCUAAGGAGUGGUAAUUGCCUUCUCAUGUGCAUCAAACCCGGCUCCUUUCCUAGCCCGCUGCACCUUCAUAUUGUGGCUCACGGCCCCUCGAGUUGGAAGUCUAGCCAUCCUUCGCCUUGCCCCGCUGACCAGGUACCAGGAGGACCUCCACGGGGCUACGACCAAGAGUUCACCUGCAAGGAGCUUCCAAAUACGAAGACUGCUACAACCCCUACCACCACCACCACCACCACCACUACCACCACUCCUCCCACCACCACCACUACCACCACUCCUCCCACUACCACCACCACCACCACUACCACCACUCCUCCCACCACCACCACUACCACCACUCCUCCCACUACCACCACCACCACCACCACCACUACCACAACUCCUACCACCACCACCACCACUACCACUACCCCUACCACCACCACCACUACCCCUAAGCCUGCAGCCACCCCCCCCGCCACAGCCCCUCCCGAUACAACGCAGAACACAGCAAUUUCGCUAUAUACGGAGGUGGUGAUAAUCGUGGUGUUGGUGGCGGCAGUGUUGGUGAUGACGCCAUUGUUGAUAGUGGUGGUGGUGAAGCGUUUCCAGCAGCGAAGGAACACUAUGGAAGAGUCCAUUUACCACAACAACGUGGUGGACCCACCCCGACCCAUCGUCCCGCCACGUCAGCGAGCGGACGCUUCCCAGGGCAUGAGGACCGAGGCUGAGAACGAGGACAACAUAUAUGAUGAGAUUGAGGACUUUGCGCAGCGCUGGGCCGUCGCGGCGGGACCUACAAGGGCGGGAAUGAGACAAAACGAUGGCUACUUGAGGAUGAGCGGGUCUCUGUACGACGAUGAAGUGGAUGAUGAUGGGUACCUAACCCCGAGGCCGGCUCCCCGAUAAAAACCCAAAUGGGAAGAGAUUUUAGACUUCGAGGCCGCGCUGGGCCGUCGUGGCGGAACCUACAAGAGCGUGAAUGAUUAAGCAUGUAGUGUAUGCUGAUGGUGGGCCUCUAACCCCGAGGCCCGCUCCCUAGGAACUCCCAAGAUUGCAGACUUCGCGCCGUGCUGGGCCGUAGUGGUGUGACCUACUGACCUACGAAGGGAGGAUACGCCUACCUGAGCUUGACCUUCCUUCGAUGAUGAAUAUAGUGUAUGAUGGUGCGUAUACGCAACCCCGAGGCCCGCUCCCUGAGAACACAAAGGGGGGGGCGGUGUUGAAGGUGUAGGCAUGAUUAUAACUUUUUGUAAACGUUUCUUUCGUCGCUCGGUCGCCAUAUAUAGCUGCCUGUCUCAUACAUCCUGUGCUGAUGAUGUUGACGAUGGUGACCAGAACGGAAAUGAUGAGGAGGAGGAGGACGAUGACAAUGACCAUGAUGAAAAUAAGGGUGAUGAUAAGGAGGAUUAGAUGGAAAACGAUGACGAUGAUAAUGAUAUGAUAAUGAAGACGAGUAGGAAAAAUUCACCUAUAAACUUUAACCAUAACCUUAGCAGUACUUACUUAGAACAGCCGGAAAAGAAAGACAAACAAAUAAAUAAAUGAAUAAAUAAACAAAUAAACAUACAGCCAUUUAUUUAUACCUACAUAAGGAUGAGGAUCUGAAUCUAUUUACUCAGCCCACUUUAGGAUCCAACACCACGACAACUGCCCGCGUAUAAGAUUGAUGAAUCGAUGUGUAGUCAAUCUCUAUUUACCUCCUGUCUCCGUUAUUCUAUUUCUGUCCCUUUUUCUCUACCUGUUUCGUUUUCCUAGUCUUCUGCUUCCUUCUAUUCCUCUGUCCUAGAUGAAGAAGAAGAAAAGGAGGAGAAAGAGAAGAAGGAAAGUAACGGAGGCCGGAGGUGGAUGUCCGGCAUAUAUCCAGCUUGAACACACACACACACACUCACACACACAACUCGCCCUCAGCACUCAUGGCGCCGUCGCCGCUCCCGCCAGUUCUGCUGCUUCUGGCCUCGGCGGUGCCUGCGCCAGGAGGUUCCCCCAGGCCCGUCAUGGCCCUGAGCUGCCCUGCCAACAUAUCCAUCACACCAUCAGAGGAACCCAAGACCAUUAAGACUCAAUAUAUGUGGGAUAACUACGGUAACAUAAGUUUGUUCGUGUACCCCAAGAGAGGGUUUCGAGGAGUCAGUCUACAGGAAGGUUCUCUUAAUCGUCACCUCGCAAGGCUCCCGCUGAGUGACUGCCUUCCUCAGGGGUCGUGGUGGAGGUUCCUGGUGGUGGUGAACGGUCGCGAGAACAACGACGAGAAUGAUUUUCUAUUUUUCCAGCUAAGGAGUGGCACAUGCCGUCUCAGUUGCUUCAAAAAAGGACGCAUUCCUCGCCCGCUGGUACUUCAUGUUGUGGCUCACGGCCCCUCGAGCUGGAGGUUUACCCAUCCUCUCUCUUGCCCCGCUGACGAGGUACCAAACGGGGCUCUACGGGGGUACGACGACUGCAAUGCGAUACCAUCAACGAAGUCUACAACCACCACCACCACUACCACCACAACGACCACCACUACCACUCCUACCACCACCACCACUACCCCGAAGCCUGCAGCCACAUACCCUGUCCCAGCCGCGGCCGUUUACACAAAUCCUGCCGUGCACUCAGCCCCACCCGAUGCAACACAGGGCACAGCAACUUGGCUAUAUAUGGGAGUGGUGGUGAUCCUCGUGGUGUUGGUGGUGGUGAUGGUGGUGGUGGUGGUGUGUGUGGUGAAGCGUUUCCGGCAGCGACGAGACACUAUGGAAGAGCCCAUUUACCACAACAACGUGGUGGACCCUCCCCGACCCAUCGUCCCGCCAUGUCAGCGAGCGGACGCCUCCCAGGGCAUGAGGACCGAGGUUGAGGACGAGGAUAACAUAUAUGAAGAGAUUAUGGACUUCGUGCCACGCUGGGCCGUUGUGGCGGGAGCUGCAAGAGUGGGGAGGAUACAAAACGCAGGGCAAAACGAUGGCUACUUGAGGAUGAGCGGGUCUUUGUACGACGAUGAAGUGAACGAUGAUGGGUACCUAACCCCGAGGCCGGCUCCAUAUAAGAACUCAAAUGGGCCGUCGCGAUAUUGACAUUUGGUUGCAAACUUUAACUACAACAUCAGCAGUACUUAUUUAGAACAGCCGGAAAAGAAAGACAAAUAAAUAAAUAAGUGAAUAAAUAAAUGAAUA
This is a messenger RNA of Eriocheir sinensis (Chinese mitten crab), 3501 nucleotides long. RefSeq lists its product as uncharacterized. The transcript has 3 exons. Gene Ontology annotation, cellular component: extracellular matrix. Gene Ontology annotation, biological process: cell adhesion; extracellular matrix organization. NCBI's taxonomy places the organism in Eukaryota, Metazoa, Arthropoda, Malacostraca, Decapoda, Varunidae. The coding region runs from base 2266 to 3402 and encodes 378 amino acids. Gene Ontology annotation, molecular function: cell adhesion molecule binding. The record is from RefSeq and is a predicted model, not a curated record.